This is a messenger RNA of Acytostelium subglobosum LB1, 633 nucleotides long. RefSeq lists its product as hypothetical. NCBI's taxonomy places the organism in Eukaryota, Evosea, Eumycetozoa, Acytosteliales, Acytosteliaceae. Gene Ontology annotation, molecular function: protein binding. The record is from RefSeq and is a predicted model, not a curated record. Gene Ontology annotation, cellular component: nucleus. The annotation marks the transcript as partial. The transcript has 3 exons.
UUCUGUGCACCAUUGUCAUCAUUCGAUUGGAAUGAAUCAGACCCUACACUGCUAGCUACAUCAAGUAUCGACACAACCUGUACAAUAUGGAAUAUAGAGACACAACAACCAAAGACACAAUUGAUAGCACAUGAUAAGGAAGUGUUUGAUGUAGCGUUUGCGAGAGGAACAGAUCUGUUUGCAUCGGUAGGUGCAGAUGGAUCAUUGAGAAUGUUUGACUUGAGGAAUCUGGAGCACUCGACAAUCAUCUACGAGACACCUCAGUUCGUUCCACUGCUGAGGCUCUGUUGGAACAAACAGGACCCAAACUUCUUGGCAACCAUACAGCAAGACAGUCCCAAAGUUAUCAUCUUGGAUAUACGCGUGCCAUCUGUACCCGCCGCCGAACUCGAGUUCCACAAGUCUGCGGUAAAUGGAAUUGCCUGGGCGCCACACUCCAGCUGUCACAUCUGCACAGUCUCCGAUGACAAGCAAGCCUUGAUCUGGGAUCUCUCAUCACUGCCCAAGCCAAUUGAAGAUCCAUUGCUGACUUAUGAAGCCGACGCAGAGAUCAAUCAGUUGAAUUGGUCAUCGAGUCAACCUGAUUGGAUAGCGAUUGCAUUUGGUACAGAUCUACAAAUACUAAAGGUUUAA